This is a messenger RNA of Microcebus murinus (gray mouse lemur), 7487 nucleotides long. Lineage: Eukaryota; Metazoa; Chordata; Mammalia; Primates; Cheirogaleidae. The record is from RefSeq and is a predicted model, not a curated record.
UUGUUCUAGGUCAGAAGAAAAGGGAAAGGGCAGUAUCAGACAUUUCUGUCCCUUUCAUUGCAGAGACAAAGGUUCUCCUCAAGCCUCCAGCUGGGCUUCUGCUGUGGCCCUCCCCUCGGCCAGGACGCCACACACUGCCCUGCACUGCAAGGCGGGACGCAGCUCCUCAGGUCUCUGUGAUGGCUUCAGACACUGGGCAGGGCAGGGCUGUUGGCUGCCACAGAUUGUCUGAUAUUCGUGACGGGGAGGGAGGGGGAAUUUACUUCUGAAAGAUGCAAUGAAGGAUCCUGGAGAACUGGGCACUUGAGUGAAACCCUCAAAGAAUGGUCAGCUUUGGAGAGGCUGAAAGAGGACACAAAUGUGGGCAAGUUAGUGAAGUCCAGGAUGAAGAGGAAACAGCCAGGGAGCGUGAAGAAGCCGCCUCAGUGUGUGGGGUUCCUGCACAGCCCUGUGGGUUCCAACACGGAAGUAUUAAAGAACGGGUUGACCUUUGCAUUGGAGAGUGGGGUGUGGAUUACCCAAACCAGAGGAUGCCAGUUGGAUGUGAGCCUCGGACGUGAUUUUGGGGGGCAGGGGAGGGGUCUCACCUAGUUCUAAAAGCAGAAGAUUGCCAACAUUUGAGGAUAUAGAGUGAUUACCUGCCCACAGUCUGCCUGACCUGGACGCUUGUUUCCACGCGGCCAUGAGCAUCUGGUGCUGGGUGGGACCGCUCCUUCGGAAGGGAGGGCCCUGCCACUUCCGCACGAGGCGCACUGCCCGAGUCGCCACAGACGCGUCUCGAGGGUGUGUUUUGUGCACCUGCCACUGCCGUGAGCCCCUGUUGACCCUGUGGGCGCUAGGGUGUGCAACCCAGGCUUCGGAUUUUCCCCAAAUUGUUUUGUUAGGGCCUGCCGGGCAGACCUUCCACAAAGGACAUAACAAAACAGUUUUUCAAAAAGAAAAAUAGCGCUUGUGAUGAGUGUGAGGUCACCCAUAUUUCACCCAAUAACAAGACGAAGGCUUGGCCUCGGCGUUCACUUCCAAGACAGGUGGGAUGACCCUGGCUCAGUCCCCCCACCUCAAUUCUCUCCGUUCGUCGCGCAGUGGCGGCAUUAGGUUAUCUAACGGGACAGGCGCCACGUCUUUGAAUAGCGGUAGGACGGGAAAGUCCGUUGAAAAUAAACAGCCAUGUGUUCUGAGAAGCGGGAACACUUUGUUGUCUUGUCCAGCAGUUCCUUUUCCUGUUUCUUGAUUGCUUAUCAGCCCUUUCAGAUUGCCUUUUCACUUUGAGAACUGCAAAAUUAAGUCAUUCCAGCCACCUCCGUUUAAGCAGCCGAUUCAGUGAUCCGACUGCUCUUUUCAACAGCUCUGUGAGAAUGAGGUGAGGAUCUGGGCAGGUCUGUUUCCCUAGAUUGGCCCCGACGGUUCUGGAUACUUCUGAAGCUGACUUGAGAGAUCAGGGCUGUGGUGCGAUUUGUUUUUUCACCGUAGUCACAAGAUGAAAGCAGGGAUUGAAGAGGGGAGUAAAGCCGCAGCGGUCGACAAGUUACUGGCCGGAGACGAGAUCGUUGGCAUCAAUGACAUCGGUCUCUCGGGCUUUAGACAGGAAGCGAUUUGCCUGGUGAAGGGGUCCCAUAAGACCCUGAAGCUGGUGGUCAAAAGGAAGAGUGAGCUGAGCUGGAGGCCUCACUCCUGGCACGCCACCAAGUUCUCCGACAGCCACGUGGAGCCGGCGGCCUCUCUCUUCCCCUCUGCCAGCGGCUGCCCUUCCUGGCACGGCCGGCACCACGCGAGUUGUUCCUCCCAUGACCUGUCCGGUUCGUGGGAGCAGACGAGCCUGCAGCGCACCUCUGGCCACUUCAGCUCCCUGGGGAGUGUGGACAGCCUGGACCACCCCUCCCACUCCUACCCCUCUGGCCGUCUCUCCGCGGCCAAGUCCAACAGCAGCAUCGACCAUCUGGGCGGCCACGGCCAGCGCGACUCGGCCUACGGCUCCUUCUCCACCAGCUCCAGCACUCCCGACCACACCUUGUCCAAGGCCGAUGCCUCCUCCGCAGAGAACAUCCUCUACAGCGUGGGCCUCUGGGACGCCUCCAGGCAGGGUGGCAGCCGGCAAGGCCAGGCUGCCAGUGACCCUCAGGGCCUAGAGGACAGGCUGGGGUGCUUCCCGCCCAGGGUCCCCGGUGACAGCAGUAAAAGCCCCAGGCCAGAGGACAGUGCUGAGCCCAAGCCGGCCUCUUCUGCGAGGGCCAAUUUUGGGCCGGUCUGGUAUGUUCCUGACAAGAAAAAAGCACCUUCCUCCCCACCCCCACCCCCACCCCCUCUCCGCAGUGAUAGCUUUGCUGCCACUAAGAGCCACGAGAAGGCCCAGGGCCCCCUGCUCUCAGAGGCGGCCACCACCAAGCACUUUACCGCCCUGGCCCGGGCUCAGCCCCACAGCGAUUGGAGACCAGACCCCACCGACUGGCCACGGAGGCUGGUGCGCCCCAGCAGUGGGAAGGGGGCUGGAGGCCCAGGCUACCUGCAGGAGGCCCGCCUGGACUACGGCUGGCCCUCUGAGGACAAGGCUCCUGGCAGGCUCCAGGCCUCUCUGUCCAGCACAGACGUGCGCUUCCCGCAGCCUCCCCGUGGGGGCCAGCACCCGCGCCACUACAGUGACGAGAGCCCUGGGACCCCUGUGUCACCAAGGGAGCUGCGGGCUAUGGGACUCGGGCCGGAGCCUCCCGCCGCACACUUCCAGGGUGACGGCCCCCCUCAGCUGAGGUGGCUCGGUGCUGCCGACCAGACGGCGGGUGGCAGCGGGCAGGGCCCCCGUCACUGCGUGCCCACCAGGCAGCCCCUGCAGGCGGGCACCAAGGCAGCACAGCCCCGAGGGGGCCGCUGGCCUUGCGAUGCGGCCCCGGGCGCCCUCCAGCAUCCUCCCUCGCAGCCUGUGGGCCAGGGCCCACGCCGUCACCUACCUCAGCACGAGGGUCUUCUGGGUGCCCGUGAGACAGGAUGGUGUCACCCCCCAGACGCAGGGGCCAAGGGCUGCUCCACAACGGCCCAGGAGCCUCCCGGGGCCAGCCACGCUGACCAAGCGGGCCAGCACACGGCAGCGGGCGGCUUCAAGUGGGAGUAUGGACAGAGCAGCAGGAUCUCUCCCCAGAAGACACCCCUGCUGCACUCCUUGACCCAGGAGGGGACCUGCCAGCCGGAGAACCGCCAGGGUGGUGGCGCGGCAAAGCCACCGACGUUAGACGCCCAGGUGGGCAGAGCCACACGGAGAAGCGACCGGUUUGCCACCACGCUGCGGAACGAGAUCCAGAUGCGCAGGGCCAAGCUGCAGAAGAGCAAGAGCACGGCCACUCUGACCGGUGACGCGGAGGACGCCGCAGGUGGCUGGAGGGCUGAGUUGGGAGGGGCCGCCAGCACGCCCCCAGAGGGACCCUUCACCGGCACCUACAAGGACCACCUGAAGGAGGCCCAAGCCCGGGUCCUGAGGGCCACGUCUUUCAAGCGCCGGGAUCUGGACCCCAACCCGGUGGACGAGUACCCGAGGUCACCAGAACACAGAACGGGGCACCACGGGGCCUCACCCUCCUUCCCUGCGGAUCCGGACAUUGUGCCCCCCUUCUGGGAAACGGGCCCCUCGAAGCCAGCCUCCUCCGGAGGCGGCGGCCCCCUCGUUCCCCGCAUUGGAGGCCGGAAACGGUUCACCGCGGAGCAGAAGCUGAAGUCGUACUCUGAACCGGAGAAGAUGAAUGAGGUCGGCCUCUCGGGGGGCUGCGGUCCUCGCCAGCUCCCCAGGACACCCGAGGACACCGUGGGCACUUUUGCCGACAGGUGGAAGUUUUUUGAGGAAACAAGCAAACCGCUUCCCCAGAGGCCGGGGCAGAGGCAAGCACCCCGUGUGCUCCCAAGGGAGAGGCCGUGGACAGCGGGCCGUGGGUGUGACGCCGCGGAGCCCCGGCCGCGCACCAGCUCCUUCGGGGAGAGCCUGGGCGGUCACAGAAAAGCAGACAAGGCGGGGAAACUGGAGCCGCCACAGCGACUCGGGACCUUCGCAGAGUAUCAGGCCUCUUGGAAGGAACAGAGGAAACCUCUGGAAGCCAGGAGUUCCGGGCGGUACCACUCGGCAGAUGACAUUCUGGACGCCGGUCUGGACCAGCACGAGAGGCCGCGCUACCUUCACGAAAGGUCCCGGUCAUCGCCGUCCACGGACCACUACAAACAGGAACCUUCUGUGGAACCUCAAAGGCAGGCGGAGGACGCCAGGGAGCACCGAGAACUCCCCUCCAUAGUCCAUGCCGAGGAGGGGCGGUCCACUCCAAGACAAGCAGAUGCCCAGUGUCAGGAAGGCAGUGCAGGCACCGGGCGACACCCACCCAGCCAGAAGCCACCCGUGUCCUCUGAAUCAUCUCACACGUGGAAACCCCCAGCACCGCCCCGGGAGGGCCGUGGCCGAGCCGGGACGCUACCUCGCGACUACAGAUACCCAGAGGAGAGCACCCCUGCAGACUCGGGGCCGCUCGCUCAGGGACAGGACUCCCCGCGGCCGCUGAGCGCCGCCUCGCGGGCGCCCAGGAAGUGCCGCGGCCCCGAGGGCGCACCUGCCCCUGCGCACCUAGUGGCCUCGGGCAGGGCCCUCUCUGUGCCCCCAGAGGACACGUGCGCGGCCCGCCUGUCCCUCCCCCACGGCCCCUCCGUGUCCCGCAGCGCCCAGCCCCAGGACGCCCCGGAGGCUGCCGCCUGCCAGCAUGUGAGCCGGGGUGCCCCCCGCCCCGAGCCGCAAGCCCCGCUGCCCCCUGCGUGUCGCGCCCUGCCCCUGCGCAUGGCCAUGGAGACCUCACGCUCCCCCUCGCCUCAGUUCGCCCCCCAGAAGCUGACGGACAAGCCGCCCCUGCUCAUGCAGGAUGAAGAGUCUACAAGAAUCGAGCGGGUGAUGGACAACAACACCACGGUGAAGAUGGUGCCCAUCAAGAUCGUGCAUUCGGAGAGCCAGCCCGAGAGGGAGAGCCGCCAGAGCCUGGCGCGCCCCGCCGAGCUGCCCGCCCUGCCCGCCCUGCCCAGCGGGCUGGAGAAAGACCAGAUCAAGACGCUGAGCACCUCGGAGCAGUUCUACUCCCGCUUCUGCGUGUACACGCGGCAGGGCGCCGAGCCUGAGCCCCCCGGCGCCCGGGCACCCCCCGAGAAAGACGGCUGUGCCUCCCCGCCUGGGCUCAGCUACGUGAAGGCCAAAGAGAAGACCGUGGAGGACCUCAAGUCGGAGGAGCUGGCCAGGGAGAUCGUCGGGAAGGACAAGUCCCUGGCCGACAUCCUGGAUCCCAGCGUGAAAAUAAAAACCACCAUGGACCUGAUGGAAGGGAUCUUCCCCAAAGACGAGCACCUCCUAGAAGAAGCUCAGCAGCGGAGGAAGCUGCUCCCCAAAAUUCCGUCCCCUAGAACCACAGAGGAGCAGAAAGAGGAGCCACGUGCGCCUGCGGCUGUGUCCCUGGCCACCAAUUCUACCUACUACAGCACGUCGGCGCCCAAGGCGGAGCUGCUCAUCAAGAUGAAGGACCUGCAGGAGCAGCAGGAGCCGGAGGAGGACUCGGGGAGCGAUGUGGACCACGACCUGUCCGUGAAGAAGCAGGAGCUCAUCGAGAGCAUCGGCCGCAAGCUGCAAGUGCUGCGGGAGGCCCGGGAGAGCCUGCUGGAGGACGUUCAGGCCAACACGGCGCUGGGGGCCGAGGUGGAGGCCAUCGUGAAGGGUGUCUGCAAGCCCAGCGAGUUCGACAAGUUCCGGAUGUUCAUCGGGGACCUGGACAAAGUGGUGAACCUGCUGCUGUCGCUGUCAGGCCGCCUGGCCCGGGUGGAAAAUGCCCUCAAUAAUUUGGACGACAGUGCUUCUCCUGGCGAUCGGCAAUCCCUGCUCGAGAAGCAGAGAGUGCUGGUCCAGCAGCACGAGGACGCCAAGGAACUCAAGGAGAACCUGGACCGCAGGGAGCGCGUCGUCCUGGACAUCCUGGCCAGCUACCUCAGCGAGGAGAGCCUGGCGGACUACGAGCACUUUGUGAAGAUGAAGUCGGCGCUCAUCAUCGAGCAGCGGGAGCUGGAAGACAAGAUACACCUCGGGGAAGAGCAGCUGAAGUGCUUGUUCGACAGCCUUCAGCCGGAAAGAGGCAAAUAAGAGGUCCGUCCCCGGCAGAGGCGACACGCGGGGACGCACGUGAAAGCCCGGCUUGUGCUUAUCUCCUGGAGAGAGACUCCUCCUUCAGCAAAGGGGCUAUUAGAAAAGCAAUAACUCUGUGUCUGUUUGGGAUGAUUUAUUUAAUUUUUUAGUUUCCCUUUGAACGCUGAGCAGAGCAGCUCACUGUCAGCUGCAUUCCUUUAAACAUCAGCCCACCUGCCGCCGCGGCCGGGCUGUGGCGCAUGCACCUGGUCCCUUUUGCUGGUGAAUCUGCUGUUCCUCCCGGCUUCAGAUGCUGAACCAACCGCCCGGGAGGCGACAAUUGCGUCCUUCGGUGCAUGAGAAGGGAGACCCUGGCACGCGUCUUCUCUUCUGAUUCGUCAGGGCAUGGGCUGCCGUGUUUUGUCCCUGCUUGUUAAUGGUGUGAGCAUUCGUCGUCUGUCAUGUAAUGAUGUUCUCUGACCUAGCAAAAAUGAUGAUGAUGAUACGUAUUAACAUUUGGAAGGGUGAAUAGUGUUCUAGUGGUUAAAAACCAACUGUGAAAUGAACAACCUACGUCUUGGGUUCCCUCAUUCUAAGAUUAAAAUCGCCACUUAAAUAACGUGCAUGCUUUAACACACGCACAAAGCCGACAAGUAGCUUUAGUCCAGAGUUCUCACUCGACAUCACAGUUUGGAUGAUGUUUUCCUGCAAAGCAAAUUACUUGGUUAAAAGUAUGUCCAGUGAUCAUGUGCUUGUUAUGUGUUUCCCAAGACCCAGAAUAUUUUAGGUGACUUCCCCCCACCCAGAACAUUUUUUCAUAGGAAUGUGGUCAUGAAUGGUAAUUGGCUACUUUGCUCUUUUUGCCUCCCUCCGUCAGUUACCAUGAGGGCCACAUUCCAUGUACUGUGAGACCCCUUCCUCCACUUUGUCAGCAGUCCCGUGGACUAUACAACUCCUAAAGUUGACCUUUUCCUCCCACAGAGUUUAAAGGUGCUGUGCCCUUUUUAUUGGUUGAAACAGCAAGAUUCUAAAGAAUAUUUAUUUUAAAAAUAAGCACUGUCUUGCUGUCAGUUUCCAAUUGACAAGUCACAGACUGGGAGGAAAUAUUUGCAAAUCCUGCAUCUGCCAAAGGAUUUGCAUCCAAGAUGUAUAAAGAACACUCAAAACGCAAUUGUAAGGAAACAAACAGCCUAAUUAAAAAACGGGCAAAAGACUUGAAUAGACACUUCACCAAAGAGGAUAUAUGCAUGGCACAUAAGCACAUGAAAAGAUGUUCAUCUGCUGAUGGCUUGGUUGUAACUUAUUUUUAAUAAUUGUAGAUUUGAUGUAUUUCUUCGAAAACUGUUCCUCUAAUUAAAUGCAUGGUCAGUGGUAA